AUGUGUCUCGGCUUUGUUCGUAGCUACGGCAGCUUCGUCGCAGUCCGAGCAAUUCUGGGUCUGACUGAGGGUGGACUGCUCCCCGGAAUGGUGCUGUAUCUUUCUGGCUUGUACACCCGCGGUGAACUUGCACUGCGCAUUGGUAUCUUCUAUACGGCUGCAUCUCUCUCUGGUGCAUUUGGAGGUCUCCUCGCGAGAGGCUUGUCGGCGAUUGGUCCUGCGGCUGGCCUUGAAGGUUGGCGAUGGAUCUUCAUCAUCGAGGGCAUCAUUACCGUUGUGUGUGGGAUCAUUGCCGCUAUUGGCCUGCCAAACAACCUAGCGACGGCGAAGAUCCUAACGGAUGAAGAGCGCGAGUGGGCGCUGCUCAGGCUUCAAGGUCAUGCUGGGGACAGAUUUGAUUCUUCACGCGAAAGGGAGGAGAAGUUCCGCUGGUCCGAAGUUGGUCGCGGCGUUUUCAACCUUCAGAUCUGGCUCAGCGCAACUGCUUACUUUGCCAUUCUGUCUGGUCUUUACUCCUUUGGCCUAUUCCUGACGGAGACCGAAAAGCUCCCGACAAUCAUCAACGACAUGCAUAUCGCUUCCAACUCCAACCAAGUUCAACUUUGGUCUGUGAUCCCGUACGCGGUCGCGACCCCCGUUACAGUCCUCGUUGCCUUCCUAUCCGAUCGCCUCCGCCUACGUGGCACGCUCAUGCUCUUCGUCCUGCCCAUUUCCAUCGCGGGCUACGCAGCCAUCGCCAACGUCACGGCGCCACAGACGAGAUUUGCCAUGACAUGCCUGAUGGCCAUUGGCAUGUACAGUGCCGUCCCGUGCGUCUUGGUAUGGAACUCCAACAAUUCAGCUGGUCACUACAAGCGCGCGACAACGUCCGCACUUCAGCUUGCCAUCGCCAACUGUGGCGGCUUCGUAGCGACCUUCAUCUACCCUAGCACUGAUGGUCCGUUGUAUCACAAGGGCCACACUGUCAUCCUAGGACUUCUUUGUUACGCAUGGGUAGCAACCUUUACAAAUGUUCUCUGGUGUGCCAAGAUCAACCGCGAUAAGGCUGCCGGAAAGCAUGAUCAGUUCAUUGGUACAGGUGAUGACCGGGAACCUCACUUUAAGAUGGUGCUGUAG
Messenger RNA from Colletotrichum fioriniae, 1116 nucleotides. Lineage: Eukaryota; Fungi; Ascomycota; Sordariomycetes; Glomerellales; Glomerellaceae. The record is from RefSeq and is a predicted model, not a curated record.